Messenger RNA from Cuscuta campestris, 1852 nucleotides. NCBI's taxonomy places the organism in Eukaryota, Viridiplantae, Streptophyta, Magnoliopsida, Solanales, Convolvulaceae. The record is from the annotation of a GenBank genome assembly.
CUCCAUCUCCGUUGCAAGAUCGAUCAGAUCGUAACCCUAGCUCCGUUCUUGAGGCCUGCCGCCUCUGAUAUCCCGCCCUCGGAAUGCUGAGAUUGCAGCUCUAGCUUACUGAGUGAGGCUUGCAAAUAUGAAAAAUGUGCCUUCUUCAAAUGUUGAAGAGCACACAAUGCCAAUCACACGAUCUCGAGCAAAAACAUUGGCUUCUUCUGGAGGGCUACCUCCUUUACACCCGUUUAAUCAAGACAGGAAAGAGUUCCAAAGAACAAAGUCAAAACGAAGUCUACCAGAUGAGAAGCAACAGGAUACUGGUCAGCCAAAGAAAAGAGCUGUUCUUGAGGAUGUCACAAAUGUAGUCUGUGGAAGUUCAUCCUUUAACUGCAUGCGGGAAACUAAAAUCCAGAAUAAGAAAAACCCAGCAAAGAGAUCUGCUAAGGUGACUCCUGGUAUCUUAGUUAAUAAACGGCCACAUCUUCAAGUGAAUAGGGAACACAAUGUAAUCCAAGAACACAAUGAAGCAAACACAGAAAUCCGUUCACCUACAAACUCCAGUAAGAGAGUGUUAAAUCAGCAAAGCAAGAGUGAUGCAGUGAGGCAAUGUGGUGAAGCAGAUCGAAUGCUUAUGUACAAGUGUACCUCAGCAACGGUUGCACAUGAGAGCGCAUCAGAAAGAGAUGAAAACAAAGGUUUCUGCAAAACUGAAGCUUUGGACAGUCUAGGGAUUUUAGACAUAGAUUCAAAGCACAGGGACCCACAAAUGUGCAGUGUGUAUGCCCCUGAUAUAUACACCCACCUGCAUGCUAUGGAGCUUGACCGCAGGCCUUCAUCCGAUUUCAUGGAAAGGCUGCAACGAGACAUUACCAUGGGCAUGCGAGGCAUACUGGUCGAUUGGCUUGUUGAGGUUUCUGAAGAAUAUAGGCUAGUUCCAGAUACACUAUAUCUGACCGUGAAUCUUAUUGAUCGUUUUCUCUCGGAAAAUUACAUUGAGAAACAAAGACUCCAGCUGCUUGGUGUGACAUGCAUGCUAAUUGCUUGCAAGUAUGAAGAAAUUUGUGCACCUCGCGUGGAAGAGUUUUGCAUUGUCACUGACAACACGUACACGAAGGAAGAUGUUGUGAAAAUGGAAACUCAAGUUUUGAACUUGUUAGGUUUUCGACUUGGUGUUCCUACCACCAAGAAAUUCCUCAGGCGAUUCGUUCAAGCAGCACAAGCUUCAUAUGAGGUUCCAUCUGUUGAGCUGGAGUUCUUGGCAAAUUAUUUGGCGGAGUUAACUCUCGUUGACUAUGGCUUCCUUGCAUUUCUUCCAUCUAUCAUUGCUGCUUCGGCUGUGUUUCUAGCUCAAUGGACCCUCAACCACUCUCAACACCCAUGGAAUCCGACGUUGGAACAUUACACGAGGUACAAGGCAUCCGAGCUGAAAGCACCCGUUUUUGCUCUCCAGAUUUUACAAUUGAAUUCCAACCAAUGCAACCUUAAAGCCGUAUGUGACAAGUACAAGCAACCAAAGUUCAAGUGCGUGGCAACUCUGGCAUCUCAAGAACUGCUUCAUUCACUGUUCUCGGAAUAAACAGAUUCUUCUUCAUUAACCGUUCUUGGAAUGAACAGAUUCUGUGUGUGUAUGAACCAUUGCACUGUACGGAUGCGUAAAAAGAUUGUUUCUUUGUAUUGUGAGCGGCUCUAAUCUCGUCACGAAGGGCUGUCAAUUUUGUUCUGUUAUGUUCAUCCCUCAAUCUUCUAAAAGAAAAUUCAGUUGUAAUCAAGUUCUGGUUCUAUCAAUCUUUGUGCAUGCAACAAUUGGAAAAGAGACAUUUAAAAAGUGGGUUAAGUGAUGGUACUAUAAAUCGACCCUCGGGCU